Messenger RNA from Anopheles moucheti, 549 nucleotides. Its product is annotated as adult-specific cuticular protein ACP-20-like. The record is from RefSeq and is a predicted model, not a curated record. The transcript has 2 exons. NCBI's taxonomy places the organism in Eukaryota, Metazoa, Arthropoda, Insecta, Diptera, Culicidae. Bases 1 to 549 code for a protein of 182 amino acids. Gene Ontology annotation, cellular component: extracellular matrix.
AUGAAUGUGAUACCGGUGACUUCUGUGCUACUGAUGGUGAUAGCUGUAGGCAGUGCGUAUAUAACAGGCAACGGGUACAAGAUCCUCACCAAACAUUCGUCGCAAUACUUCGGCAAUGGUGCGAACUCCAUCGAUUCCUAUCAACCGCUGGGAAUUGGAUCGGGAUACAGUGAAGCCGGCCUAGUUGGUUACAAAUCCAGCCAGGAUGGAGGUUACCCAGAGAACGGUUAUGACUACAGUGAUCACUACGCUUAUCCAAAGUACAAGUACGAUUACGGCGUGCAGGACGCACACACCGGUGACCACAAGAGCCAGUGGGAGAUCCGAGAUGGGGACGUUGUUAAGGGUGGCUACACACUGUAUGAUGCCGACGGCACCAAGCGUGUAGUGGAAUACACCGCGGAUAAGCACAAUGGAUUCAAUGCCGUUGUUAAAAAGAUUGGCCAUGCCAGCCAUCCACAGGUGUACAAGACGGAGCACGGCAUUUCUGGCGGUGGCUACGAUGAAGCGGAGGGAUACAGCUACAGCAACAUCAAUCAACAUCUGUAA